AUGCUAAGAUUAAGGGGUACUAGUAGACUGUCCUCUAGACAGUUGAAAAAUGCGAUUGGAAGCCAGGAAUUUCAGGUCACCACUUACGCCAGGCCCGAUGACCUGCUGAUAACGAGAGGAAAGGGUUCAAUUCUCUACGAUGACUUGCACAACAAGAAAUUUGUGGACUUUACAGCAGGUAUUGCCGUUACGUCGCUGGGACACUCCAACGAAAGCGUCUCUAAAAUCUUAUGCGAUCAGUCCAAGAAACUUGUUCACUCCAGCAACUUAUAUUACAAUGCUGAGUGCUUGGAGUUGAGUAAAAAGAUAGUGGAAAAAACCAAAGCUUUGGGCGGACAGCACGAUUGUAGUAAGGUUUUUCUUUGCAGCACCGGUACGGAAGCUAAUGAAGCGGCUUUGAAGUUUGCCAAAAAACAUGGAUCUUUACUAGGUCCCAAGAAACACGGUAUUGUUGCAUUCGAAAACUCGUUCCAUGGACGUACCAUGGGUGCAUUGUCUGUUACCAGCAAUCCAAAGUAUAGAACGCCAUUCGGCGACCUGGUUCCCGGAACAUCGUUUCUGAACAUUCAAGACGAGCUAUCAGUUUUGUCCAAUUUCAUCAAAUCUAAGAAAGAUGAAAUUGCAGGCCUUAUAGUGGAACCCGUGCAAGGAGAAGGUGGUGUUUUCCCCAUUCCUGCCGAAAAACUCAUUGGUCUCAAGCAAAUCUGUACAGAAAAUGACGUUGUUGUAAUUCACGAUGAAAUUCAAUGUGGAAUGGGCAGAACGGGAAAGCUAUGGGCUCAUGCCUAUUUGCCUAAAGAGGCUCACCCUGACAUUUUUUCCGCUGCUAAAGCUUUGGGCAAUGGUUUCCCUAUUGCUGCCACUAUGGUGAACGAAAAGAUCAACAACGCUUUGCAAGUCGGUGAUCACGGUACAACCUACGGAGGAAAUCCACUAGGUGCUGCUGUGGGCUGCUACGUCAUGGACACAAUCGGAGAUGAGAAAUUCUUGCAGGAUGUUGUUCGGAAAGGCAGUGCCGUUCAGGAAAGUCUGAAGAAGCUGUGGGACCUUUACCCGCAACACAUCACGAACCUGAGAGGACAGGGGUUGAUGAUCGGGCUGGAGUUUGCGGAAGCUCCUAAAGAGCUGAUCAAGAAAUGUAGAGACUCAGGACUACUUAUCAUCACUGCUGGUAAAUCAACAGUCAGAUUUGUUCCACCGCUCACCAUUACGGAUGAGGAAAUCCAAGAAGGACUUUCCAUUUUCGAAAAAGCUGUGAAAGAAGUUUACGGCUAG
Lachancea lanzarotensis is the source of this 1275-nucleotide messenger RNA. It is a transcript of the gene ARG8, whose product is annotated as LALA0S13e02234g1_1. Gene Ontology annotation, cellular component: mitochondrial matrix. Gene Ontology annotation, molecular function: identical protein binding; pyridoxal phosphate binding; transaminase activity. The transcript has a single exon. NCBI's taxonomy places the organism in Eukaryota, Fungi, Ascomycota, Saccharomycetes, Saccharomycetales, Saccharomycetaceae. The record is from RefSeq and is a predicted model, not a curated record. Gene Ontology annotation, biological process: arginine metabolic process. The coding region runs from base 1 to 1275 and encodes 424 amino acids.